This is a messenger RNA of Castor canadensis (American beaver), 5414 nucleotides long. NCBI's taxonomy places the organism in Eukaryota, Metazoa, Chordata, Mammalia, Rodentia, Castoridae. The record is from RefSeq and is a predicted model, not a curated record.
GCCUUCCGAGGAUUGGCCAGUUUCUCCGCCAAUUUGAAAACUGCUUCACUGAUUGGUGCGUAUUGUGCACUCGUGUUUUUGUGGAACCAUUUCAGCCAGUCGACCAGAGUCAGAGGAGCCGCGGUCCUGUGAGCCAGUGGAAGAAGGAUGCCUCCCCAACUGUAUGAGUUCCAUCUUCCCUUAUCACCAGAGGAGUUGUUAAAAAGUGGAGGUGUGAAUCAAUAUGUUGUACAAGAGGUACUGUCUAUCAAACAUCUGCCGUCCCAGCUUAGAGCAUUUCAAGCUGCCUUCCGAGCUCAGGGGCCCCUUGCUAUGCUGCAGCACUUUGAUACUAUCUACAGCAUUUUACAUCACUUUCGAAGUAUAGAUCCUGGCCUCAAGGAAGACACUCUGGAAUUCCUGAUAAAAGUGGUAUCCCGCCACUCCCAGGAGCUUCCAGCCAUCCUGGAUGAUUCAGCUUUGAGUGUAUCAGAUAGAAGUGCCCAUCUAAAUGCCCUCAAAAUGAAUUGCUAUGCCCUAAUACGCCUCUUGGAAUCCUUUGAGACUGUAACCAGCCACACAAGCCUCAUGAACCUGGACGUGGGUGGAAAGGGUAAGAAAGCCCGGACUAAGACAGCCCAUGGCUUUGACUGGGAGGAAGAGAGACAACCAAUUCUUCAGCUUUUAACACAGCUACUCCAGUUGGACAUUCGUCACCUAUGGAAUCACUCAAUAAUUGAAGAGGAAUUUGUCAGUUUGGUUACUGGCUGUUGCUACCGCCUUCUGGAGAAUCCCACCAUUAGUCAUCAGAAGAACCGCCCCACUCGGGAAGCUAUAACACACCUGCUUGGGGUGGCCUUGACUCGUUACAACCAUAUGCUCAGUGCCACUGUGAAGAUCAUCCAGAUGCUGCAGCACUUUGAACAUCUGGCACCUGUACUGGUGGCAGCUGUGAGUCUGUGGGCAACAGAUUAUGGAAUGAAGAGCAUAGUGGGAGAGAUUGUAAGAGAAAUUGGACAGAAAUGUCCUCAAGAGCUGAGUCGGGACCCUUCAGGGGCAAAAAGCUUUGCAGCCUUCCUGACAGAACUAGCAGAACGAGUCCCAGCUGUCCUGAUGUCCAGCAUGUGCAUUUUGCUAGAUCAUCUGGAUGGAGAGAAUUACAUGAUGCGCAAUGCUGUGCUAGCAGCCAUGGCAGAGAUGGUGCUGCAAGUUCUAAAUGGCGAUCAACUGGAAGAAGCAGCCCGAGAAACUAGAGACCAGUUCUUGGACACCUUGCAAGCUCAUGGCCAUGAUGUUAACUCUUUUGUUCGAAGCCGCGUUUUGCAGCUCUUCACCAGAAUCGUCCAGCAAAAGGCCCUCCCCCUGACUCGUUUCCAAGCAGUAGUGGCUUUAGCAGUGGGACGUCUGGCAGACAAGUCAGUGCUAGUAUGUAAAAACGCCAUCCAGCUACUGGCCAGCUUUCUAGCCAAUAAUCCCUUCUCAUGCAGGCUUAGUGACACUGACCUUGCUGGACCACUGCAGAAGGAGACCCAGAAAUUACAAGAAAUGAGGGCCCAGAGGCAAACUGCAGCUGCCUCCACAGCACUAGACCCAGAAGAGGAGUGGGAAGCCAUGCAGCCAGAAUUGACGUCUACUCUGCAGCAGCUUCUAAAGUUUCCCCAGGAAGAAGAGGUGAUGCCUGAGCAAAUUGCUAAUACAGAGACCUCAGAAGAGGUGAAAGGACGCAUCCAUCAAUUACUUGCCAAAGCUAAUUACAAGCAGGCCAUCACUCUUGCUCGAGAAGCUAUGGGCCACUUCCAGGAGUCUGAACCCUUCAGUCUUACAGAACCAGAGGAGUCAGAGGAGAACAGGUUUCUGCAUCUCCUAGGAAUUAUCUUCAAAGACCCAGCAGCUUCCACACAGGGGUUGGAUAGGAACAUGGCCCCAGGACAGACUGUCUGCAAAGAAACCACCAGUGUGUCAGAGCCUGAGCGAUCCAGGAAGACUGAUGAGCUGGUGAAGCAGGAGAUGCUGGUGCAGUACCUGCAGGAUGCCUACAGCUUCUCACAGAAGAUUACAGAGGCCAUUGGCAUCAUCAGCAAGAUGAUGUAUGAAAACACAACGACAGUGGUGCAGGAGGUGGUUGAGUUCUUUGCGAUGGGAUUCCAGUUUGGGGUGCCCCAGGCCCUGUUUGGGGUGCGCCGCAUGCUGCCUCUCAUCUGGUCUAAGGAGCCUGGUGUCAGAGAAGCUGUGCUUAACGCCUACCGCCAACUCUACCUCAAUCCCAAAGGGGACUCUGCUAGAGCCAAGGCCCAGGCUUUGAUUCAGAAUCUCUCUUUGUUGCUAAUGGAUGCCUCAGUUGGAACCAUUCAGUGUCUUGAGGAAAUUAUCUGUGAGUUUGUGCAGAAGGAUGAGUUGAAACCAUCAGUGACUCAUCUACUGUGGGAGCAAGUCACCGAGAAGGUCCCCUGCUCUCCUCUGGAGCGCUGUUCGUCUGUCAUGCUUCUUGGCAUGAUGGCACGAGGAAAACCAGAAAUUGUGGGAAGCAACUUAGACAUGCUGGUGAGCGUAGGAUUGGCUGAGAAGGUUCCACAGGACUACAGGCUGGCCCAACAGGUGUGCUGUGCCAUUGCCAACAUCUCGGACAGGAGAAAGCCUUCUCUGGGCAAACGACACCCUCCCUUCAGGCUGCCUCAGGAGCACAGGUUGUUUGAGCGACUUCAGGAGUUGGUAACAAAAGGCUUUGCCCACCCAGACCCACUCUGGAUUCCAUUCAAAGAAGUGGCAGUGACCCUCACCUACCAAAUGGCAGAGGGCCCAGAGGUGAUCUGUGCCCAGAUGUUGCAGGGCUGUGCAAAGCAGGCCCUGGAGAAGCUAGAAGAAAAAAACACCAGCCAGGAGGACCCCAAGGAGACUAUUCCAGUGCUCCCAACCUUCCUGCUGAUGAACCUGUUGUCACUGGCUGGGGAUGUGGCCUUGCAGCAGCUUGUACAUUUGGAACAGGCAGUGAGUGGAGAGCUCUGUCGGCGCCGAGUUCUGCAGGAAGAACAGGAGCACAAGACUAAGGACCCCAAGGAAAAGAAUACAAGCUCUGAGACCACCAUGGAGGAGGAGCUGGGGCUGGUUGGGGGUGCCACUGCUGAUGACACAGAGGCAGAACUAAUCCGAAAUAUCUGCGAGAUGGAACUGCUGGAUGGUAAGAAAAAUUGCUGUGUGACCACUCCACUUGAGAUAGCCUAUCCCCAACCUAGAGUUGUUCUUCCAAUAGGCAAACAGGUACUGGCUGCUUUUGUUCCACUUCUGCUUAAAGUCUGCAACAACCCUGGCCUCUACAGCAACCCAGACCUCUCUGCAGCUGCUUCGCUUGCCCUUGGCAAGUUCUGCAUGAUCAGCUCGACUUUCUGUGACUCUCAGCUUCGUCUUCUGUUCACCAUGCUGGAAAAGUCUUCCCUCCCCAUAGUCCGGUCUAACCUCAUGGUUGCCACUGGGGAUCUGGCCAUCCGCUUCCCCAACUUGGUGGACCCCUGGACACCUCAUCUGUAUGCUCGUCUACGGGACCCAGCUCAGCAAGUACGGAAGACAGCUGGCCUGGUGAUGACGCAUCUGAUCUUGAAGGACAUGGUGAAGGUGAAGGGGCAGGUGAGCGAGAUGGCUGUGCUACUCAUCGACCCUGUGCCUCAGAUUGCCGCCCUGGCCAAGAACUUCUUCAAUGAGCUCUCCCACAAGGGCAAUGCAAUCUACAAUCUCCUUCCCGAUAUCAUCAGCCGCCUGGCAGACCCUGAGGGCGGGGUGGAGGAGGAGCCUUUCCACACCAUCAUGAAGCAGCUCCUCUCCUAUAUCACAAAGGACAAGCAGACUGAGAGCUUGGUGGAGAAGCUGUGUCAGCGCUUCCGAACAGCCCGAGCUGAGCGGCAGUACAGGGACCUGGCCUACUGUGUGUCACAGCUGCCCCUCACAGAGCGAGGCCUCCGUAAGAUGCUCGACAGUUUCAACUGCUUUGGAGAUAAACUGUCCGAUCAAUCUGUCUUCAGUGCUUUCUUAUCUGUUGUGGGCAAGCUGCGGCGUGGGGCCAAGCCCGAGGGCAAGGCUGUCAUAGACGAAUUUGAGCAGAAACUUCGGGCCUGUCACACCAGAGGGCUGGAUGGAAUAGAGGAGCUUGAGAUCAACCAAGGAGGUAGCCAGCGAGCCCCAUCAGCCAGGAAACAAUCCACUGGUAUGAGAGGCAGCCCCCAGGUAGUGAGCCCAGACUGGGCCCUCCCCACAAGCAACAGCCAGCUUUUCUUUUUGUUUAAAAAGCCUGUUUCUUUGCCUUUUCUAGUCUCCAGGCUGCAGCCUCUGGCUUCUGCAGCCUCAGACAAUGACUUUGUCACACCUGAGCCUCGCCAUUCUACUCGUCGGCUUCUGAACACUCAGCAGCGCACUUCCAAGAAGAAACCCAGAAUUGUCUUCUCAAGCGAUGAGUCCAGUGAGGAAGGUAAUGAUGCUCCCUCCAGGACAGCUGUGUUUGGUGGGGUCCUGCCAUGUAGCCUGAUUGGGUAUAGAUUUCUCUGCCUUCCUCCCUGUGCAGCUUGGGUUUAUGUCUUCAGUAUUGUCUGGAACUGUCAUUUGUUCUCUGAGAUGUUUUGCACCAUCUUUAUGAUUCAGCUUUUCUUAUCACUACAAUUCUUUAAAUAGAGCUUUCAGCAGAGAUGACAGAAGAUGAGACACCCAAGAAAACUACCCCCAUCCGCAGAGCAUCUCGAAGGCCCAGGUCUUAGUAGGUGGCGCAGGUCCUCAGAGGAGGUCGUCUUGCCUAUUCCCCUCCCUGCUGUGCAGGCUACCUUGUGGAAUGAUCUUGAAUUCCAGUCCUAUUCCCUUGUAAAAUGUGUAUUUGUCUCCUUGUUUUUUAAUAUGUACGUGACCUUAAAUUGCAAGGCACUUCUUAAACCAACAUAUCUGAAUGGAGUUGAGCUGCUUUCACUUUGUUUGUCAGUCCCCUUGUUUUCUAGCCAAUAAAUGUUUUUAUAGACUUUUAAGCAUUCUGUCCUAAGUGUAUCUCUGUUUCCUAUUCCAUGUUAGCCCAGGCGCAGGCAGCAGACAGGGUUAUCAACCCAGAGAAAAAAGGAGCCCAGGAGUCCUGAAGUCCCCACAUCUCACAUGAGCGUCCUGCCCUUCACUACAUCUUGUACAAGUGACAAGAUGGCCCACUGUGGAAAACUAUGCAGUCUCUUGUCUGCAUCAGGGGUUCUCAACCUAGGCAUGACUUUGCACCCCCCGCAGAAGACAUUUGACAAUGUCUGGAGAUGUUUUUUGUGCCUGGGAGGCAGGGGGAUGCUACCAGCAUCCAAUGAGUGAAAGCCAGAGAAGGAUGUUGCUCAUUGUCCUCCAUGCACAGGACAGCCCCAUGACACAAGUAUUUGACCCAAAAUGUCAACAGUGCUGAAGUUGAGAAAUCCUGCUCUAGACCAAGGGUUGUU